Messenger RNA from Macrobrachium nipponense, 694 nucleotides. RefSeq lists its product as uncharacterized. NCBI's taxonomy places the organism in Eukaryota, Metazoa, Arthropoda, Malacostraca, Decapoda, Palaemonidae. The record is from RefSeq and is a predicted model, not a curated record. The transcript has 3 exons. Bases 164 to 547 code for a protein of 127 amino acids.
UAAGAACAAACAUAACACGGAAACGUGUUCGAAAAGAGACGACGUGUUUUCAAAAACAUUUGAUGGCCUCGGCUUAAAUCAGCAAAACUUACUUCCCUAUAAAAAGGUUGGAAAGACCUGCUUUAGACGCAGUCGACCAGCAGUUAUCAAAGAAGAACCAAAUAUGAAAUUCUUGUCCGCCGGUGGAAUCCUCUUGUUUGCCUUGGCAGUGAGUGUCGUGGCCGACGAAGACCUUGCUUCUGAAGCACAGGAGUUCAAGGACAUGGCUCUCAAAGAAAGGGUCGAGGAGGCGAACUGCACCAAAUACGUUCUCGCCGGAGGGGACUGUGAAAUUGUCAUCAGAAUGGAAAAAUUGGAGAACAUCCUGAAGGACUUCUUCCAGUCCGUGUCCACGAAGCCCAAAUUGACCGAACUCUUCGACGCUUCGGUAUCCUACUUCCUGGGAGGCAAGUGCUUCUGUUCAUCGCUCGAGGUCAAAGGAUGCCACCCAUUCCUGGUAAGCGUCAUCGACGCCGUCAAGGAACAAUGUCCCAAGGAGGAUAAGUGAUCAUGCUAAAUACCUCUUAAGAACUAGACUGAAUGGACACUCAUGCUUGCAACUAUAAUUGAACUAUAGGUUUUGCGCAUCUGAUUUUGCUGAGUAUGAUUGGUUAGUUUUGACAAAAUUGUUUUCUGAAUAAAAAAUGAAAUCUUA